AUGGAGAAGCAGGCCCCGGUGGGCCCCAGGCCACUGGAGGGACUGGAGGAGGCCGGAAGAGAGAGCUUCGCCAUCCCACCUGGGGUCACCCGAGAGUUCCCACACUGGGUCGUGCCGCAGCAGGAGGGCAUGCCGCAUCGCCUGGACGCCCACUGGCAGGAGUUCCUCAAGGCCGUGCAGCCGCCCCGCACUGGAUGGGGAAACCCACAGCUGCCAGAACUGGCCUCCUGGGAUGACCUGGUCACUUUCGAGCGCGUGUUUGGUGCCUGCCAAUGGCCGAGAGGCGACGGGCUGAGCCGACUCAUGCCAGCCUUCAGCGCAGAAGCCCGGCAAGCGUUCAGCAGCCUGAAUUCCAGGGACAAAGUAGACUACGGGAAGGUGAAGGCCAUCUUCCUGCAAGGAAACUCCCCUAGCACGGAGAUCCACCGCCAGCGCUUCAGGCAGUUCUGCUACCAGGAGGCUGAGGGGCCCCGUGAGGUCUGUAGCCGUCUGCGGGAACUGUGCCAUUGCUGGCUGGAGCCAGAGAGCCGCACGAAAGAGCAGAUCGUGGAGCUGCUGAUCCUAGAGCAGUUCCUUACCAUCCUGCCCCAGGAAAUCCAAAGCCAGGUCAGGGAGCGCAGCCCGGAGACCUGUGCCCAAGCCGUCGCCCUGGCCGAGGGGUUCAUUUUGCGGCAGCAGGAAAGCGAGCCGCAGGAGGAACAGGGUCCUGAGCCAUUCCAAGAGGCGGCUGUGGACUUUUCUGAGGCACAGAGAGUUCCACUGGAUGCCAGGCCGAGGCAGGCUGGCAGGGAGACCAGGAAGCAGGAGAACAGCAAUGCCUGCUCACUGGGUGCCAGUCUCUCGGGCAGGACUGAGGAGUCGCAUGACCCCCAGGAGCCUAGGGAAGAGGAAGCACUCCCAGCCUCCGAGGGGUCCCAGAGAAAAGAGAAAUCUCACCUCUGCAUUGAGUGUGGCAAAAGCUUCACCCGGCCCUCCGACCUGGCUAAGCACCUGAACGUCCACACAGGAGAAAAGCCCUACCUGUGCAUUGAGUGCGGGAAAAGCUUUAGCCAGCUCUCCCACCUUACGAGGCAUCAGAAAAUCCACUCCGGGGAGAAGCCUCACAUCUGCUCCGAGUGCGGAGACACAUUCAGCCAGCGGGCCUACCUGGUCAGCCAUCAAAGGAGCCACUCGGGGGAGCAGCCCUACCGCUGCUCGUACUGCCAGAAAUGCUUCAGCCACCAGUCAGCUCUGAAGAUACACGAGCGCAACCAUAUGGGCCAGAAGCCCUACGCCUGUGCUGACUGUGGGAAGCGGUUUGUUUCCUCUUCCUCCCUUACCACGCACAGGAGGAUCCACACGGGAGAAAAGCCCCAUGCCUGUGGGGUCUGUGGGAAAAGGUUUAUCCAGCAUUCCAAUCUUGUCUCACACCAGCGAACCCACUCCGGGGAGAAGCCCUUCUCCUGCAAGGUGUGUGGCAGGAAGUUUGCCUAUCCUUCCGACCUUACGCGGCACCAAAAAAUCCACACAGGAGAGAAGCCCUACCCCUGUGAUGAGUGUGAGAGGAGGUUCACAAGGCUUUCUGACCUUAUUACACAUCAGAGAAUCCACACUGGAGAAAAACCCUACCGCUGCCUCGAGUGUGGGAGACGAUUCAGGCAGAGGGGAGUGCUGGUGAAACACCAGAAGUGCCAUUUAAAGGAAAACCCAAAAGAGAGCACGUCUGGGCAAAUGGAGGUGCAGGCAAACAGUGAGUUCCAAGUUCAUGGGAUCAAGCAGGAAAAAGAAGAACUGGAGAAUCUGGCGGGGUCCAGCUUGAUCCUGUCUCCCAGCUCUUGA
Molecule: messenger RNA, 1818 nt
Organism: Varanus komodoensis (Komodo dragon)
Lineage: Eukaryota; Metazoa; Chordata; Lepidosauria; Squamata; Varanidae
Product: zinc finger protein 696-like
Exons: 3
Coding region: 1-1818 (605 amino acids)
Biological process (GO): regulation of cytokine production; regulation of immune system process; negative regulation of transcription by RNA polymerase II
Source: RefSeq, a predicted model, not a curated record